Molecule: messenger RNA, 1486 nt
Organism: Papilio xuthus (Asian swallowtail)
Lineage: Eukaryota; Metazoa; Arthropoda; Insecta; Lepidoptera; Papilionidae
Gene: Gen
Product: XPG-like endonuclease
Exons: 11
Molecular function (GO): four-way junction DNA binding; 5'-flap endonuclease activity
Source: RefSeq, a predicted model, not a curated record
UCAAUUAUAAAAAAUCUAUUGUUUUGUUAUUUCGCUAACAUGGUAUCGUAAAAAGUAAGAAAUGGGUAUUAAAGGCUUGUGGACAGUUUUUGCCCCAUAUUGCGAGAAAAAAUCCUUGCACGAAAUCCAGGGUGAAACUGUUGCAGUCGAUUUAUCAGGAUGGAUAUGCGACAGUCAAAAUGUCACUGAUUACUAUAUACAACCAAAGCUCUACCUAAGAAAUUUAUUUUUUAGAACCGUGUAUCUCCUUUUAGCUGAUAUUAAACCAAUAUUUGUACUAGAAGGAGAUGCUCCUGAACUUAAAAGAGAUGUAAUGGCUGCUCGAAAUGCUGUACAGUUCCGAGGAGCUCCGUCUCAAUCUAGUAAAACAUCCGACAAGCCUGAUGUAGCUAGACGAAGGUUUAGAGGUGUCCUAAAAGAGUGUGAGUCUCUUUUGAAAAGUAUGGGAGUAACAUGCAUAAAAGGGAGUGGUGAAGCAGAAGCUACUUGCGCACAAUUGAAUGCUCAAGGUGUUGUACAUGCAGUGGUGUCACAAGAUUCAGAUUGCUUUGCUUAUGGUGCUUGUCGUGUGUAUAGAAACUUUAGUGUAUCUAACUCAGCUGGAGGUGGUGCUAUGCAGGGUUCUGUUGACUGCUAUGAUGCUGAUAUUAUGUUCAAAAGCAAUGGGUUUGGUCGCAAUAAAAUGAUAGCUCUAGCACUACUAUGCGGUUGUGAUUAUGGCGUUGGUGCUUGUGGCUCAUCUAUAAACACUGUUGUAUCUUUUUUACAUACAGUACCUGAUGAUAAAAUUAUACAUAGGCUGAUAUCAUGGGUGAGUGACACCAAAGAGUACGAGGAGCGUUGUCGUUGGGCAUCGCUGCCGGGUCGUUGUGACCGCUGCGGGCAUGCGGGUCGAUUGCACGCAAAAAAGGGCUGCCCUGUAUGCGCUACUGGCCGCGGAUGUGAUGAUAAGGGACACAAAGCAAAGGUUGCAGAGGUGAAGCGAGAAUUAUCUUUACGUACCAGAGCCCUUUCAUGUGGUAUGCCAUUUCCAGAACCGAAAGUUAUGAAGGAGUUUUUAAAUGCAACCAACAAUCAUAACAAUCAAAACGACUUAACAACUCCUGUGCCUAGUUUGAUACAAUUUGUGAAAUUAAUGUGUAGUAAAUUGGACUGGACUGAAAGGUACUGCGUGGAGAAAUUCUUGCCAAUACUUACGAAAUGGCAUCUUCAAGAUACAGUUAUUUGUAGAAAAAUUAAACCGAAAGAGAUUAAGAAAAAGAGAAAUCCUAAAGGAGUACCAAGUUAUGAAGUAGUAUGGGAUGAUAUAAAUGGAGAGUUUGAAGGACUUAUUCCUGAUGAUCAAUUUGAGGAUGAUGAAGAACCAACAAAAGUAUGGACCUCAAUUGAAAGACAAGACUUAAUGCGUAAAUAUUAUCCUGAUUUAGUAGAAAUAUACGAGGAGUCAAUUAAAAAGCCGGUUAAAGUUAAGAAAACAAGGCAGAAG